This is a messenger RNA of Galeopterus variegatus (Sunda flying lemur), 4494 nucleotides long. It is a transcript of the gene EGF, whose product is annotated as epidermal growth factor. Gene Ontology annotation, molecular function: calcium ion binding. The transcript is spliced from 25 exons. NCBI's taxonomy places the organism in Eukaryota, Metazoa, Chordata, Mammalia, Dermoptera, Cynocephalidae. Bases 128 to 3739 code for a protein of 1203 amino acids. The record is from RefSeq and is a predicted model, not a curated record.
AAAGAUGCCCCAGGGCUGGAGACCACCCUGGGGGGACACGUUUGGGGUGAGGCAUACUCAUCUUGCUGGGGCUAUGCAUGAACAAAAUCAAUUCAUUUUUUGUUGAAAGUUCAAACCCAUCAAGAUCAUGCUGCUCUUACUUAUUCUGUUGCCAGUGGUUUUUAAAUUUAGUUUUGUUAGUCUCUCAGCAUUGCAGCACUGGAACUGCCCUGAUGGUCUGCCCGUGAGAAGUGGGAGUUCUGCUUGUGUGGGUCCUGCGCCCUUCUUAAUUUUCUCCCAUGGGAGUAGUAUUUUUAGAAUUGACCUGGAAGGAACGAAUCAUGAGCAAUUGGUGGCGGACGCUGGUGUCUCAGUGAUCAUGGAUUUUCAUUACAGUGAGGAAAGAGUCUAUUGGGUGGACUUAGAGAGACAACUUUUGCAAAGAGUUUUUCUGAAUGGGUCAAGGCAAGAGACAGUGUGCAAUAUAGAGAAGAAUGUUUCUGGAAUGGCGAUAAACUGGAUAAAUGAAGAAGUUAUUUGGGCAAAUCAACAGGAAGGAAUCAUUACAGUAACAGAUAUGAACGGAAACAAUUCCCAUGUUCUUUUAAGUGCCUUAAAAUAUCCUGCAAAUAUAGCAGUUGAUCCAGUAGAAAGGUUUAUAUUUUGGUCUUCAGAAGUGGCCGGAAGCCUUCACAGGGCAGAUCUCAAUGGUGUGGAAGUGAAGACUUUGUUGGAGACAUCAGAGAAAAUAACAGCUGUGUCACUGUAUGUGCUUGAUAAACGGCUCUUUUGGGUUCAGUACAGUACAGAAGGAAGUCAUUCUCAUAUUUGUUCCUGUGAUUAUAAUGGGGGUUUUGUCCGUCUUAGCAAGCAGCUAACACAGCACAAUUUGUUUGCAAUGUCCCUUUUUGGUGACCGUAUCUUCUAUUCAACAUGGAAAAAGAACACAAUUUGGAUAGCCAACAAACUCACUGGGAAGGAUAUGGUUAGAAUUAGCCUCGAUCCAUCAUUUGCACCACCUGGUGAGCUCACUGUGGUACAUCCGCUUGUACAGCCCAAGGCAGAGGACAAUGCUCAGGAGACUGAGCAGAAACUUUGCAACCUAAGGAAAGGAAACUGCAGUGGCAGCGUGUGUGGGCGAGACCCCAGGUCCCAUCUGUGCACAUGUGCUGAGGGAUAUACUUUGAGCCUGGAUGGGAAGUUCUGUGAAGAUGUCAAUGAAUGUGCCUUUUGGAAUCAUGGCUGUACUCUUGGGUGUGAAAACACCCCUGGAUCCUACUAUUGUACAUGCCCUGCAGGAUUUGUUCUGCUUCCUGAUGGGAAACGAUGUCAUCAAUUAAUUUCCUGUCCAAGCAAUGUAUCUGAAUGCAGCCAUGACUGUGUUCUGACAUCGGAUGGUCCCAUAUGUUUCUGUCCUGAAGGCUCAGUGCUUGAGACAGAUGGAAAAACAUGUAGUGGCUGCUCGUCACCUGACAAUGGUGGAUGUAGCCAGCUCUGCACUCCUCUCAGCCCAGUAUCCUGGGAAUGCGGUUGCUCUCCUGGGUAUGACUUACAACUGGACAAGAAAAGCUGUGCAGCUUCAGGACCACCACCAUUUUUGCUGUUUGCUGAUUCUAAAGAUAUUCGACACAUGCGUUUUGAUGGAACAGAUUAUGGAAUCCUGCUCGGCCAGCAGAUAGGAACGGUUUUUGCUCUAGAUCAUGACCCUGUGGAAAAUAAGAUCUACUUUGCCCAUACAGCCCUGAAGUGGAUAGAGAGAGCUAAUAUGGAUGGGUCCCAGCGAGAAAGGCUUAUUGAGGAAGGAGUAGAUGUUCCAGAAGGUCUUGCUGUGGACUGGAUUGGCCGUAGACUCUACUGGACAGACAAAGGGAAAUCUGUCAUUGAAGGGAGUGAUUUACAUGGAAAAUAUCGCAAAAUAAUCAUUAAGGAGAACAUCUCUCAACCACGAGGAAUUGCUGUUCAUCCAGUGGCCAAGAGAUUAUUCUGGACUGAUACGGGGAUUAAUCCACGAAUUGAAAGUUCUUCCCUUCAAGGCUUUGGCCGACUGAUUAUAGCCAGCUCUGAUCUGAUUGAGCCCAGUGGAAUAACGAUUGAUUAUUUAACUGACAAGUUGUAUUGGUGUGAUGUCCAGCAGUCUGUGAUUGAAAUGGCCAAUCUGGAUGGUUCAAAACGCCAAAGACUUGCCCAGAACCAUGUAGGUCACCCAUUUGCAGUAGCUGUGUUUGAGGAUCACGUGUGGUUCUCGGAUUGGGCUACGCCAGCGGUAAUAAGGGUGAACAAGAGGACUGGCAAAAAUAGGGUACGUCUCCAAGGCAGCAUGCUGAAGCCCUCAUCACUGGUUGUGGUUCAUCCGUUGGCAAAACCAGGAGCAAAUCCCUGCCUAUAUCAAAAUGGAGGCUGUGAACAUAUUUGCAAAGAGAGGUUUGGCACUGCUUCGUGUUCUUGUCGUGAAGGUUUUAUAAAAGCCCCAGAUGGGAAAAUGUGUCUGGCUCUGAAUGGUCAUCAGAUACCGGCAGGUAAUGAAGCUGAUCUAAGUAACCAAGUAACACCGUGGGACACCUUAUCCAAGACCGGAGCGUCAGAAGAUAACACCACAGAAUCUCAACACAUGCUAGUGGCUGAAAUCAUGGUGUCAGAACAAGAUGACUGUGGUCCCGUGGGAUGCAGCACGCAUGCUCAGUGUGUUCCCGAGGGGGAGGAUGCCACCUGUCAGUGUUUGGAAGGAUUUGCUGGGGAUGGAAAUCUAUGUUCUGAUAUAGAUGAAUGUGAGAUGGGUAUCCCAGUGUGCCCUCCCACCUCCUCCAAGUGCAUUAAUACUGAAGGAGGCUACGUCUGCCAGUGCUCAGAAGGCUUUCAGGGAGAUGGGAUUCACUGCCUUGACAUCGAUGAGUGCCACCUGGGGCUGCACAGCUGCGGAGAGAAUGCCAACUGCACAAACACGGAGGGAGGCUACACCUGCACGUGUGCCGGCAGCCUGUCUGAACCCGGACCGAUUUGCCCUUUAGACUCUACUCCACCCUCUCUCCUUGGGGAAGAUGGUCGCUAUCCUGUCAGAAAUAGUUACCCGGAGUGUCCCCCAUCACAUGACGGGUACUGCCUCCACGACGGUGUGUGCAUGUACAUCGAAGCGGUAGACAACUACGCGUGCAACUGUGUUGUUGGCUAUGUCGGGGAACGAUGUCAGCACCGAGACUUGAAGUGGUGGGAGCUGCGCCAUGCCGGCCGUGGGUGGCAGACGAACGUCACCGUGGUGGCCAUCUGCGUGGUUGUGCUUGUCCUGCUGCUCCUCAUGGGGCUAUGGGGGGCUCACCACUACAGGACUCAGAAGCUGCCAUCAAAACAUCCGAAGAAUCCUUAUGAAGAGUCGAUCAGAGACAGUAGCAGUAGCAGGCCUGCUGACAGUGAGGCUGGGAUGUCCUCUUGCCCCCACCCUUGGUUUGUGCUUAUAAAGGAACACCAGGACCUCAGAAAUGGGAGUCCACCUGUGGCUGGCAAGGAUGGCCAGGCAGCAGAUGGGUCAAUGGAGCCGUGGAGGACAGAGCCCCAGAUGUGUGGAAUGGGCACAGAGCGAAGCUGCUGGAUGCCCCCAUCCACUGAUGAGGGCUCUGUUCCCCAGGUAAUGGACCGAAGCUUUCAUCUACCCUCCUGUGGCACCCAGCCCCUUGUAGGAGUUGAGAAGUCCCAUGCUCUCCUGUCACCUAACUCAUUAUGUCAACAAAGGGCCCCGGAUCCACCAUGCUCAAUGGAGCCAACUCAGUGAAAACUGGAAUUAAGAGGAAGGCCAAGAACAAACCAUGUCAAUGGACAGUAUAUUUCCUUUCAAGAGUAGAGAAAAACUACAGAUUUUGGUUCCACAGUCUCUGCAGCUAAUCACCUAAUCAGUGUCCUGGGCACAGAUAUGUAGUUGUGCUUUUUUUCUUUCUUUGAACAGUCCCAUUGUAGAUUUUCAAAUAAAAGGAACUGGGAGAAUCACUACAUAACUCAUUAGAAACCAGAAUUGGGGCAGUUGUGCUUUAUAAACCAUCUUGUCUUCAGUAGUCAAUACAGAUAGUUUUUCCCCCUGCAGCCCCAGAAGAAAUCUGGGGUCAAAGCCAGCAGUCACACUGGUUUGGUCAGCUGCAAAGUAAUUACUUGGGUCUGGACAGACCAGUUAGCCCAAUCCCAUGAAAUGGUUGGAAAAUUACAAUUACUGUUAAGAUACAUUGUAGGCAUUUUAGUUAUCAUUGGUGUGAUCCACGCUGGUAAAUUUGCAGGAUGGAUUGUGAUAAGUUAAUGGAAAGUGUAGUAACUUAGAACCUGAUUUCUUCAGGAUUAGAUGCCUUAUUUUUUCUAUUUUAAAAGUCUUUGAAUGAAAACAUUUAAUUUUUAAAACACUAUCCAAGAGACUUCAGUGUUUCUCAGUCACUACUGUCCUUUUCUUUCUCAGUCAUUAGUCCUUACAGAAUUUUUUUCCAACAAAAAUGGUAAAUUCCCCCUUUGUGUGUUUGCACAGAAUUUUUACAUAUUUUCAAAUAU